AUGGAGGCGGACAUGUCGCGGGCGGCGCAUGGAGUUCCUCGUUCGAAGACCCACGCAAACGUCAUCAUCGCGCAGGUGGACUUCCGGCUUGCGCCCGAGUACCCUAUCCCGACGCAGGUCAACGACUGCUUCGACGCCUACAAAUGGUGCUACGUCAAUGCGUCCAAGCUUGGAGGGGACCCCAAGCGCUUCUUCUCGAUCGGGUCCUCGCUGGGAGGCACCGCGGCCGUGGGGGUCGCCUUGAAGCUCAUCGACGAGAACCUGGGCCACAUGGUGUCGGGGAUUGCUGUCUUAUGCCCGGCUCUGCUUCACCCGGAGUGUGUGCCCGAUGAAUACAUAGCUAUGUUCAAGUCCUACGAGGAGAACUGGACGUGUGCGCCGUUGCAGGAUGGGCAGAGCAUGAUGCUGUUCUACGGCCACAACAACGGCACCAUCCAGCGCGCCAACCCAUACGCCUUUCCCUGCCUGCAUCCUGGGAUUCCCCGUCUGCCCCCCGUCUACCAGGCCAUCUGCGAAGCCGAUCCGGUGCGCGAUGACUCGACCGUGUUCAGGCACCAGCUCGAUAAAUGCGGGAUUCGAAACCACUUCCAUACGUAUCCGGGCAUGCCGCAUUAUUUCUGGCUGUUCCCGCAGCUCCCGAGUUCGGAGAUGUUCCAUCGGAAUGUCGUGGAGGGGGUGAAGUGGGUGCUGAGCCAGAUGGAGUGA
Aspergillus tanneri is the source of this 705-nucleotide messenger RNA. RefSeq lists its product as uncharacterized. The transcript has 5 exons. NCBI's taxonomy places the organism in Eukaryota, Fungi, Ascomycota, Eurotiomycetes, Eurotiales, Aspergillaceae. The record is from RefSeq and is a predicted model, not a curated record. Gene Ontology annotation, molecular function: hydrolase activity. The coding region runs from base 1 to 705 and encodes 234 amino acids.